UCUCUAUUUUUUUUUCCUCACCAUCAUAGCCAAAACACUCUCCACAGAGUGUAGGUUGAAGAUGCCACUGGAGUAUACUCCUCUUUCCCAGCUCAAUUCAUCUAAAAAAUAAUGGAAAAUCCGAGUCUUGGUCUCACGGGUAUGGAACAACUACUCCUAAAAUAAACCUGAAGUUGUUCUCGGGAUGGAAGCUAUCCUUGUGGAUGAAAAGGGAGAAAGGAUUCAAGCUUCUGUGAAACAGAAGUUUAUUAAAAAAUUUGGAAGGGACCUAAAAGAAGGAGAGUAUCUAGACGUCAUGAAUUUUGAAGUGUUGGGUAACAAUGGUGAUUACAGAGGAACCACACACCCUUACAAGAUAAGUUUUAUAUGGACUAUAUAUAUGAAGACCUCUGAGCAGAUCCCAAAUCUAUCCCGCUUCAACUUAAGCCAUUUUCUAGAUAUUUUAUCUCAGUCCAAUGUUGAUGAUGUCUUCAUAGACAUACUGGGUGAAAUUGUUGGCAUGGGUGAAAUUACUGAGAGGAAGUAUGCAGGACAUUCAACAAAACUUUUGGAUAUUCAACUACGAGAUCUGAGUGAAACAAUCAUUGAAUGCACUUUAUGGGAAAACCGUGCUGAGGAUGUGCACUCUUAUGUGAAGAACAACAAAACUGGUCCAGUUAUAUUGCUUGGACGUGUUAUGAGGACCAAAAAAAUUAAUGAUCAGAUAAGUGAAUUUAAGAAAGGAAUGGUGAACACUGAUAAUUUGGCUUCAUCUACGGUAACUCCAAUGGUAAAACCCACUUCAAAAGGGAAUUCCUUGGUUCUAUGUUGGGUGCAAAGGCUGUUGUGGGAAAGCUACUCCAUAUUUCAACCCAGUGACUGAGGAAAUUGAGGCCAACAAAUAUGCAUGCGACUCUUGCGAGAAGGAUGAAACCAUCACAAGUAUAAGGUACAAACUGCAAGUCAAAGUAGCUGAUCAUACUGGAAGUACAUCUUUUCUAUUAUUUGAUAGAGAAGUUAUACAACUCAUUCAUAAAUCUGCUUAUGAAUUGCUUGAACAACAAGUGCAGUUUAACCGUGAGAAUGAAAUUACUCAAGAACUAAUGGAUUUGGACGGAAGAAAGAUCGUUUGUGUUAUCCGUGUAAAGGGUACGGAGAAAAAUUUCAGACAACCAAGUUUUAACGUUGUCAAACUCAGUGAUACGCCUGAUGUGAUCCAUAAUUUUCAAGAUAAUAUGAGAAUGGAGGUUGGUACACAUUCCGAUUUCCCUUUAAGUUCAAGUACAUGUUCUGCAAUGCAGGUUAAAGAC
Brassica oleracea var. oleracea is the source of this 1289-nucleotide messenger RNA. RefSeq lists its product as uncharacterized. The coding region runs from base 185 to 862 and encodes 225 amino acids. Lineage: Eukaryota; Viridiplantae; Streptophyta; Magnoliopsida; Brassicales; Brassicaceae. The record is from RefSeq and is a predicted model, not a curated record. The transcript is spliced from 11 exons.